Chaetomium globosum CBS 148.51 is the source of this 690-nucleotide messenger RNA. RefSeq lists its product as uncharacterized. The coding region runs from base 1 to 690 and encodes 229 amino acids. Gene Ontology annotation, biological process: proteasome regulatory particle assembly. The transcript has 4 exons. Gene Ontology annotation, molecular function: protein binding. The record is from RefSeq and is a predicted model, not a curated record. Gene Ontology annotation, cellular component: cytoplasm; nucleus. Lineage: Eukaryota; Fungi; Ascomycota; Sordariomycetes; Sordariales; Chaetomiaceae.
AUGAAUACCCUUCACGCACCCACCGUCCCCUCGGGGCCAACUACGGCGCCCACCGCAAACGGAAAUGCGACCCAGCUCACUAUCGCCGAGCUUCAGCGGAAGAAGGACAUGGUCGAGGGGGAGCUCAAAGCGCUUGGCGGCGUGCUUGAUUCUCAUGGUGUUGACAUGAACACCAACCUUCUUACUCCGGAUGGGUUUCCUCGAGCCGAUAUCGAUGUAGCGCAAAUUCGGACUACGAGGGCACGCAUUAUCCACCUUCGAAACGACUGGAAGGAUCUGAUGGGCACCAUCGAGAAACGACUGCACGAGCACUUUGCGAGCCUUGAGGAUGGCGAUGAUGAAACCCCAGCCCCUAUUAGCGCCGACACCUCUGUACUAAGAGACUCCGUCCCGGAGACGCUCGGCCAGCCUUUUGCCAAGGUCAAUUCGGUGGUAGACAACAGCCCAGCUGCCUCCGCCGGCCUGCAAGCCGGCGACCUCAUCCGCAACUUUGGCUACGUGAGCCUCGAAAACCACGACGGCCUGAAGAAGGUGGCAGAAUGUGUUCAAGGAAACGAAGGGCAAAAUAUCCUCGUCAAGGUAUCAAGAAGCGGCGGGGGUUCUCAGCCACAGGAACUUCGGUUGACAUUGACACCGAGGCGCAACUGGGGCGGCAGAGGAAUGCUUGGUUGCCAUAUCCUACCGCUUUAA